Messenger RNA from Erigeron canadensis, 2070 nucleotides. Its product is annotated as dihydrolipoyllysine-residue acetyltransferase component 2 of pyruvate dehydrogenase complex, mitochondrial. Gene Ontology annotation, molecular function: dihydrolipoyllysine-residue acetyltransferase activity. Gene Ontology annotation, cellular component: pyruvate dehydrogenase complex. Bases 107 to 1771 code for a protein of 554 amino acids. Lineage: Eukaryota; Viridiplantae; Streptophyta; Magnoliopsida; Asterales; Asteraceae. The record is from RefSeq and is a predicted model, not a curated record. The transcript has 19 exons. Gene Ontology annotation, biological process: pyruvate decarboxylation to acetyl-CoA.
AAUACACACAAAAUCUAUACAUACAAUCAGCACUAAUCAAAUCAAUCUCGAACGACGGCUCACGCCAUUUUCUCCGGCGAACAUUGACCUUUCUAUUCUCACCACCAUGACUUUUGCAUCUCAUCUCUUCCGUCACUCUAAACAGUUGAGAAAUGCUCCCCGGCAGGAUCAUGUCGUUUUGGUUCGGUGGUUUUCGCAUAGUGCUCGUUCUGUUACAAGCAAAGGGGAUGAUAUAUCGAAGCUUAGACCAAUUAACAAUGUUCAAGGGGUGAAUAUCUGUGGAUGUAAGUCUUGCAAUGGAUCCAUGUCAAGUGCACCCAUGUUCAGUCGAAGUUAUAGGGCGGUGAAUUCUAAAAGAGUGCAUAAUGGAUAUGCUGCUAGAGCAGAAGGAAGAUCAAGUAGUGGAAUGGUGUUCAGUAGAGGAAUUUCAUGUUCUGAUGUACAGCUUAGGAGAAGAUUUUCAUCAAAUUCAGCCCUUCCUCCACACCAAGAGCUUGGAAUGCCUUCUCUUUCACCUACAAUGACAGAGGGAAACAUAGCACGCUGGUUAAAGAAAGAAGGAGAUCAAGUUACACCUGGGGAAGUACUUUGCGAAGUUGAAACAGAUAAAGCCACUGUCGAAAUGGAAUGUAUGGAGGAAGGAUAUCUAGCUAAGAUUAUACAUGGGGAUGGAGCAAAAGAAAUCAAAGUUGGCGAGGCGAUUGCAAUAACUGUUGAAGAUAAAGAUGACAUUGAAAAAUUUAAAGAUUACAAACCUCAAUCAUCAGAUGCUACGGCUCCACCAGCUCCCCCGCCGUCAACUCCUGCCAAAGAAGAUGUAGUUGAAAAGCCAGUCAGCUCACCGGAACCAAAAACUGCUAAGCCCAGUGCAGCUCCUGAAACAGACCGCGUUUUCGCUAGUCCUCUUGCAAGAAAGUUGGCUGAAGAUAACAAUGUAUCUCUUUCAAGUAUUAAAGGUACAGGUCCUGAUGGAAGCAUUGUGAAGGCUGAUAUUGAAGAGUACUUAGCUUCUGGUAAGAAAGAUCUUCUGGCUGCACCAUUGAAGGCUGAUCAAGCAACAGUUGGUGCUAUAAAUUACACAGAUAUUCCAAAUUCCCAGAUAAGAAAGGUCACUGCAUCACGCUUGUUGCUGUCAAAGCAAACCAUUCCUCAUUAUUAUCUCACGGUAGAUACUUGUGUCGACAAACUUACAAAAUUGCGUGGAGAACUCAAUUCACUACAAGAAGCUUCAGGAGGAAAGAAGAUAUCCAUCAAUGAUCUUGUGAUCAAGGCUGCGGCGUUGGCUCUUCGUAAAGUUCCUCAAUGUAACAGCUCAUGGACUAACGAUUAUAUCCGUCAGUUUCAUGAUGUGCACAUCAAUGUGGCUGUUCAGACAGAUAAUGGACUCUUUGUUCCUGUUAUAAGGGAUGCUGAUAAGAAAGGCUUGUCAUCAAUAUCAGAGGAUGUAAAGAAUUUAGCCAAGAAAGCUAGAGAGAACAGCUUAAAACCGGCUGAUUAUGAGGGAGGUACAUUCACUGUUUCAAACCUAGGGGGACCUUUUGGGAUCAAGCAGUUCUGUGCCAUCAUAAAUCCACCCCAGGCUGGUAUUCUAGCAGUUGGAUCUGCUGAGAGGAGAGUUAUUCCGGGUUCGGGCGUUGGAGAAUUCAAGUUUGCUUCAUACAUGUCGGUCACGUUGAGUUGUGAUCAUCGUGUGAUAGAUGGUGCUAUUGGCGCAGAAUGGCUGAAGGCAUUCAAAGGCUACAUCGAGAAUCCAGAGACGAUGCUGCUUUAGAGCUCUUUUUCUUAUUUUUUUCAUUGGUCAAUUUCUUUCUGGGGAUUCAAGUUUUGUCUCCUGGAGUUACACUGACUUUUGCUUGAUCACAUCGUGAAAUAUUGUUUCAGAAUAAGAAAACAGGAGGCCGUCAAGCUUUGAGGCAUGAAAACAUGAACUCAGUUUUGGUUAUGUAUAGAGUUGAUUAACAUUUAUCUCUAAUUAGGGGAGAGAAUUCAAGACGGCCUUCGCACUCGCAUGUAACCCAAAUAAACCAAUGUCUUGAUAUAGUUUGUAAUUAAUUGCUUGGUGUUGCGUCA